Molecule: messenger RNA, 1563 nt
Organism: Odobenus rosmarus divergens (Pacific walrus)
Lineage: Eukaryota; Metazoa; Chordata; Mammalia; Carnivora; Odobenidae
Gene: SIAE
Product: sialic acid acetylesterase
Exons: 10
Coding region: 1-1563 (520 amino acids)
Biological process (GO): carbohydrate metabolic process
Molecular function (GO): sialate O-acetylesterase activity
Source: RefSeq, a predicted model, not a curated record
AUGGUAGUACCGGGAUUUGUAUUUGGGCUGGUGCUACCUUUAAUCCUGGCGGCCGGCACAAAUGCAGAUGUUGGUUUUCGCUUCGCCUCAUACAUCAAUAAUUACAUGGUGCUGCAGAAGGAGCCUGCCGGGGCAGUGAUUUGGGGCUAUGGCAUAUCGGGGGCCACCGUGACAGUGACUCUGUACCAACAGCAGGAAGCCAUCAUGAAGAAAGUGACAAGUGUGAAAGCACGCUCUCACAGCUGGAUGGUGGUAUUGGAUCCUAUGAAGCCUGGUGGACCUUACAAGGUGAUGGCACAGCAGACUUUCAGGAGGAAGAACAUCACCCUGAGAGUUCAUGAUGUCUUAUUUGGAGAUGUCUGGCUUUGCAGUGGGCAAAGUAACAUGCAGAUGACGGUUUCCCAGGUAUUCAAUGCCACAAAAGAGCUGGCUAACACUGCGGCCUAUCAGUCUGUCCGCAUCUUCUCCGUGUCACUCAUUCAGGCAGAGCAGGAGCUGGAGGACCUUGCUCAGGUUGACUUGCAGUGGGCUAAGCCCACCUCAGAGAACUUAGGCCAUGGAAUUUUCACGUACAUGUCAGCAGUGUGCUGGCUCUUUGGGCGUUACCUGUAUGACACUCUGCAGUACCCCAUCGGGCUGAUCUCCUCCUCGUGGGCUGGGACACCCAUUGAAGCCUGGUCAUCUGGAAGGUCGCUGAGAGCCUGUGGUGUUCUGACGCGAGGGUUGAUUCAGUCUGAUUUUGUGACUGGUCCCAGUAAGUACUCUGUUCUCUGGAAUGCCAUGAUCCAUCCACUGCAUAACAUGACUCUGAAAGGGGUGAUCUGGUACCAGGGGGAGUCCAACGUGAAUUUUAACAGGGACCUGUAUAAUUGCACGUUCCCUGCGCUCAUUGAAGACUGGCGCCAGACCUUUCACCGUGGCUCCCAGGGGCAGACAGAGCGUUUCUUCCCAUUUGGAUUUGUCCAGUUGUCUUCAUAUCUGUCUGCAACCUCAGAUGACACAUUUCCCCAGAUCCGUUGGCAUCAAACAGCGGACUUUGGCUAUGUCCCCAACGCAAGGAUGCCCAGCACUUUCAUGGCGGUAGCAAUGGAUCUCUGUGAUAGGAAGUCACCUUUUGGCAGCAUCCACCCUCGAGACAAACAGACGGUGGCCUACAGGCUGCACUUGGGGGCCCGGGCUGUGGCUUAUGGUGAGAAGUUGAUCUUUCAAGGACCACUGCCUGAGAACAUGGAACUCUUGGCUGACAAGGGGCUGCUCAACCUCACAUAUUCACUGGAAAUCCAGGUGCAGAGGCAGCACAAUAUAUUUGAGAUCUCAUGUUGCAGUGACCAUCAGUGCAAGUGGCUGCCAGCUCCCCUGGACACGGUCUCAGCCCAGAGCCUGGCCCUGAACGUCCGUUCUUGCCGUGGCACCCUGGCCGCCCUGCGCUACGCCUGGGCCACGUGGCCUUGUGAAUAUAAGCAGUGCCCCCUGUACCACCCCGGCAGCGCCCUCCCGGCUCCUCCCUUCAUGGCUUUCCUGACAGACCUGAGGCCGGGGGCGCACCGCAGGCUUGCUGAAUGA